Molecule: messenger RNA, 375 nt
Organism: Diatraea saccharalis (sugarcane borer)
Lineage: Eukaryota; Metazoa; Arthropoda; Insecta; Lepidoptera; Crambidae
Source: the annotation of a GenBank genome assembly
AUGUUAUUAGUUACAAAAAAAUAUAAUUUAGAAAGGCAUUAUAGGCAAACCAUGCUGGUAAUAGGUAGUAUCAGAGGGGAUUAUUUGUUAAAAAAGAGAAGGGAAUUAUUUAAUCGACAAAACAUAUUUGUUAAAAGGCACAACGAGCUCGAAUCCAUGGUCAUAGUCUCUUAUGAAAUUUCUUUACUUUUAGCCAAACAGAAGAAACCUUUUUCUGACGGAGAAAUCGUGAAAGAGGCUUUGACAAUCUUUGCCCUAAAUUGUGAAGAUAAAAAUGUUAAGGCUCAAGCCGAUAGUGUUUCACUCUCACGACACACUUUUACGAGACGGAAGAGAUGGCCGUUGAUAUCAGCGGGCAGAUCCAAGAAAUCGUAA